CUUUUGCCAUCUUGUCGGGUUAGCUUGCAUUUAGCUCCCUAUUCUUGGGGUGAAGAGGUUUUCUGUCAGCUUGCUGAUAAUAGCAGCUGCCAAAAGGGAGCUGUCUACUAAACGGGAAGAAAUCUUAACGGACUUUUAGACGUUUUUGUAAUUUUAUCCAGGGACUGUAUAGUAUUAUUUUGAAAGUUGGUAAAUUUGUUUACAUCAUGACGUUGCACACGCUUCUUAGAGGCAGGAAAAACUAGCCGACACCAGCUAACUUGGCUCACUGGUGAGGAGUACAUGCAUCGCUGGGAAGGAAAAGUGGACCGGGAGACUGGGCCCGAGACUGAGAAAAGUACCGACGGGUGUGGCCAAAGAAGAAGAACUUUAUCAAGAACUCAGUUGUAGCUUUUCGUUGUGGCUUUAAGGACGACAAGUGCCCGGAAUUAAAAGGCCAAAGAGCGCAGCUUUCGACCGUGUUUCGUCACACAGGACUACAGAAACGCCUUUGGACUUUUUUUCUGGUUCUGCCCUCGCUUGUCAGUUUUAUUGGACAGCAUUGAGGAAGAGUGCGGAAAUGUGUUGUAAUGGUGUUUUACUCUUAACCCCCAACUGUGACUUGUUUUGCCAUUAGCAUUUCGUUUCAUCUGAGGUGAGGGCUGACAAUCUUCGCCAACAUGUCGAAAAUGCCAGGAAAGAGAAGCUGUUUUCAAAUUACAAGUGUAACUCAGGCUCAGGUGGCGGCCAACUGUCUACCCGAUGACACAGAGAGUCAGGACGAUCUGGACGAGUCGCGGACAGGGGACAUGCCACCAGAGGGAUUUGACGUUUGUCGGGUCGAUCAGGGGGCGUGUGCCACGAACUGUUCAGAGGAAAUUUCACAUUAUGGAGGGGAUUCUCUGCCUAACAAAGCUCUCGUCAAUGGUGGGUUUUAUCUCAAGAGUUUGGCUUCUGGCCGUCUAACUCCAGGUAUGCCUCCUUCGAACUUUGCAGCCUCCUCUAUGCUCACCAGUGUGACACAAACUGCUCCUAGCAAUAGUUAUAGCUCCCGUUUCAGAGUCAUUAAACUUGACCAUGGUACUGGAGAGCCCUUCAGACGGGGCAGGUGGAAUUGUACUGAAUUCUAUGAAAGAGAUUCUGAGUCUAAUCUGACUGUGGACAGUCUAAAGUCAGCUGUCAGCCUCGAUUACACGGAUCGAGAGAGUGUCUUGGGGGCCACCAGCAAUUCUUUUGUCAGUAGCAGCACAUCCUCUGCACAGGGUUUGGAGAGCACUACAGAUAGCGGCUACUUUGCCUCUGUGGGGCACCCCUCCCACUCCUACCAUUCCGAGUCCCAGCAGCAAGACUACAGAUUGUCUCCUCGGAAAGGGAGUGGAGCAAGUGCCUUCCUGCCCACCGGGUAUGCAACUACAUUGCAAGCAAACCAGGCUCAGGGCAAUGUGCAACCCAUGACGCCUCCGACUUUUUUGUCUAACAGCCUCAAUGGUGUACACCAUGGUUCCAGGCAGCAGAUGCCACCAAGUAUACCUCCUGCAUCUCAAGCACAGCAGCUUGACUAUUCAGCUCAUCCCACUGGGAUCUCAGACUAUCAUCAACAACAGUUCAGCUCUGGUGCCCUAACAUCCUCUGUGGUGUCAUCAUCCGGCCAUGUGUCCUCACCCCAAAUUUCUUCUCCUGGUCCAGCAAAGCGAAGGCUCGGUUCCGAAACGGGCUCAGCUCAAACAGUCAUUGCCCCCAUCCACACACAGCAGCAGCCUGUCAGCCAACCUCAGCUUCCUGGAGGAUUAGGCAUUGCCUUACCACUCUUCUCCACCACCAGCUCAAACAGUGGUGGCCAGAAUGUGCCUGUUUCGAUGCCCAGUGCAACCAGCAUCCCCCAGGGGGGGUCAGACCCAAUGUCUAGCUCUCAUGGAGCAGCAGUCCAUCAGCCAGAAGAUAGUAGGCAAAAAGUGGAUGUUCUACCUCAGCAUAUCUCCACAGUUGCUAGACAGGAUGGGGUGAGGACUCCCAUUACUGAUGGCUUUGACAUGCAAAGAUCUACUGUCAAGAACUUGUUCAACAUUCAAAUUUCUAUGGAUGUUGAUGAUGACAGGAACCCCUCCACUGCAUUCUACCAGGCUUUCCGACCUAGCAGAUUACGGUGGUCAAAGCCCAUCGGCUAUAGUGCAUCAGGAGCCAGUGCGGUUGCCAUCGAUAACAAGAUUGAGCAGGCUAUGGAUUUGGUAAAGAGCCACCUGAUGUAUGCUGUCCGUGAGGAGGUGGAGGUGCUGAAGGAGCAGAUUAAGGAGUUGUAUGAGAGGAACUCAAUGUUGGAGCGGGAGAACGCCGUGCUGAAGUCUUUGGCGAACACGGAGCAGCUCAGCCAGCUGACGGGUCCGACCAGCAACUCGUCAACACCGGUGCAGCAGCUCCACCACCUCCCACUUGUGGCAAACAGCCCCGCUUCGUUGCUGCACCUCGAGGGGAGUCCGAGCAUCCCGCAUCAGCCAAACAUCUCCUCGGCCUGAGCCUUAUUUCCGUUAACGACAAACUAAAAAAGAAACACACAUCUUGGUUCUGCUCCGUAAAAGUUCAAGUCGACAGCGGCCUGUGUUUGCUUGAUGUGUGCACACAGCCGUUGUCGGGCCUUUGGAGUGAGACACUCACCAGCCCUUAAGUCUUAUUCAGGCCAUGUGUUUGAAAGUCUCAUGAAAGCGAUGGAGCGGGGGUUGCCAGCACGCCAUGUCUAACUGAAUGUCGAUCUUGUGCUGGAGAUGGGGGUCCAUGAGCACAAAGGCUUGACUUGUUGCAGAGGUGCAGAGAGCCACCGUGGUGACCUGGUUCCUGUUUAAACCUUCAUCCGGGACGGUCCUGCCAGCAACCGUCUCCCACACAGUACGCCAGGGCUGGAGGAGGCCAGAGAAACGAGGUGGACGGGGGAACGAUGCUGCCAAUGGGUGCCUCAGCUCAAGCAGAGCGAAUAGAGACUCUUGCUGCAAAAAAAACCCUUGUUUUUUUCAAAUUGAUCAUAACUUCUCCUUAGUUCAGUUUUAGUAUUUGCAUUUAUUUAUUUCAGGGCUGCUAUGUUUAAAUGUAAAUGAACAAUGUCACGGAGAUGCUAAUUAUUAAACAUGAGCAUCUGCAACAUAACAUUCUCUUUUUGGUAUUUUAAAAUCUGAUGGGUAUAAAAUUUGGAAGUUUUUCUUUUCAACAAAUCGAUGUCAUUUAGUACGCAAUAAGUUCAGUAAGUUGAAUAAGUUCUGUUCUCAUGAACUAGUGCUAACACUACAGCUGAGCUUCAAUGAGAUGAAAUCCAGAUUGAAUGUAUAUUUUGUAAAGUAUUAAAAGCAUGGAGGGUUUGUACAGGAGAGCACCUGUUAAAAUAUGUCAUGGCAUGUUUUAUUAAAGAAAAAUAUAAGCAUUUUUUUUUACUUUUUUUUUCCCAAAAAGAAAUUAAUUUUGCCAUUUGGUUGGGGGAGGGAAGAAAAACUGUGAAAAUUGUUUUGACCUACUUUAUAACCAAAGAUUCAAAACUGUGUUAGACUUUUAUUUUUAAAUGCACACUUUUUUUUCCUACUGUCUUUUCUCUCUCUAUUUUUGUUGCUGUUCUGCAUGAUCAGACCAUUUUCUUACCUCAUGGUUUUAUCCAACACUCUUUUUUUUUUAUUGCUUUCUGUCAAGUUCAGUCUGUGAAUGAUUACAAGAGGAUGUGUGAAUAAGAGAGGGAAUUUUGUGCAGGGAGGUUAGAGUAAGUGGUUGAAGUGAGAAAUAAAAUAAUUUAAAACGAGGAUGGGGAUGUUUUUGUGUCUGAGUGAAGGGCGUCGCGUGGAAAAACGGCAGGAAAAGAUCGUUUUUGCUCUCAUUUAAAUUCAGAUUCCAAAAUGUUGUCUGGAAAGGGGGUGGUGUGGAAGAUUUUGAUCAAUGCAGCAUUUUGUUUUCAGUUUUGUAACAGAUUAAUUUAAUUGUAUUUAUAUAGCCCAAUAUUAUAACCGUUGCCUCAAAGGGCUUCACUACUUAUUUUACUUAAACACCUGAUAAAAUGUCAACAUCAGCAUUCCCAAAUACAGAAAACCAACAUUUCACAUUUCAAAUCUGCAGCCCGUUUGUCUUGUUUUUGUGCUUCCUGUUGAUGCCUGCAGAUGUCCAGUCAUGUUUAAGGUUUUUUUUUCAAACCACACUGCUUAGUAAUUGUACAAUCAAGCUUUUCUUUUCUUGUUUUUUCUGUUAUCUCAUUUGAAGGACAUGUGUACAUGCCAAAUGUACUGUAUGAAAGUGAUCACUGAGCCUUGGAGAAAAUACUUUAAAAAUGCCCUUGUAAUGUGCUGUUGAGAUGAUUUUAGUUUUCAGUCAGAAAUAAUAAAAAAAAGAUAUGCUUUUAUUUUAACGUUA
Messenger RNA from Oryzias latipes (Japanese medaka), 4350 nucleotides. RefSeq names its product TSC22 domain family 2 (gene tsc22d2). Lineage: Eukaryota; Metazoa; Chordata; Actinopteri; Beloniformes; Adrianichthyidae. The record is from RefSeq and is a predicted model, not a curated record. Gene Ontology annotation, biological process: regulation of transcription by RNA polymerase II.